ACCCUAAGUUUCUUCUCUCUGUCAUGUUUGGUCUCUGGUGUCGGCUUCGUUUCUGGAAGGAAAAAUCUCCGAUUAACACGAUGGCGACGCGGCUCAAGGAGAUAGUGAAGAAGUACGGAAAAGUGGCGCUAGGAGUUCAUUUCUCGGUGUCGGGAGUCUCAAUUAGUGGGUUUUACAUAGCGAUCAAGAACAACGUCGAUGUCGAAUCGCUCUUGGACAAGUACCAAAUCCCUUGGUUCUCUUCCUCCUCCAACAAGGAAAACCCUAACCACCCUAGCCUCGAUUUGAACCCGGAAGAGCAAGGCUUGGUGGUCACGCCCGACAACAAGACCAGACAGCUUGCCAAAUCUGCUGGUGGAGCUCUAGCGCUGGCGGUUUUGUGCAAUAAGGCUCUGUUUCCGAUCAGAGUCCCGAUCACCAUGGCGUUGACUCCUCCAAUCGCUAGAUUCCUCAGGCAGAGAAAGAUCCUCAAAUCCGGCCAAUGACUCUUCUCUCUCUCUCUCUAUUACAUUUUGGGGUCUAUCUGUCUUUUCACCACCUGUAUCGGUUCCAUGCCUUUUCUUUUUUUUUGUUUGUUGAAAAAUUUCGAAUGUAAUGAUGCUUCUGCUGAUAGAGGAAGAGAAUGAGAAAAUUGUGGUAGAGGAGGUUAUAGUAUUGUUUGAUCAUCUCUUUUGCUUAUUAUUAAUAAGGUUUGAAUCCAGAAUUGCCAAUAUUCAAGUGGGCUUUUUUUA
Messenger RNA from Camelina sativa (false flax), 731 nucleotides. RefSeq lists its product as uncharacterized. The record is from RefSeq and is a predicted model, not a curated record. Gene Ontology annotation, cellular component: mitochondrion. NCBI's taxonomy places the organism in Eukaryota, Viridiplantae, Streptophyta, Magnoliopsida, Brassicales, Brassicaceae.